This is a messenger RNA of Linnemannia hyalina, 555 nucleotides long. Lineage: Eukaryota; Fungi; Mortierellomycota; Mortierellomycetes; Mortierellales; Mortierellaceae. The record is from the annotation of a GenBank genome assembly.
AUGGGGUCGUCACCGGCCGACAAAGUUCGGAAAUUAUCGCCCAAGUCCAAUCUCAAGAACAGAAACGCCACUAUGCAGGAUCUCAGAGCACGUCCGAUGAAAAAACCUCAAACCCCCGACGGAGUCUUCAUGGAGUACAUGGAGUUGAUACAAAAGGAGCUCAGCAACAUCAAAAUCACCCGCAAAAUGGCUAAAGUCAAAGUCAGAAAAAGACCGGUGAGGAUUUGGCAACGGGUAGUGACAUGGAGGUCCGUCCGGCGGAAGGAGACAGUCGAUGGAGUAUUUCAUGGGUCUGACUACCAACCCAAGGGCAAGAAGGCUAUGGGAUCUGCUGCAAGGAACAACAUCGCAAGCAGUGAGAGCAAGGCCGUGGCGCCCCUAGUUGGAUCGUCAUCAACAACAACUCCAAGGCCUUCAGCUGAUAUGAUGGACAAGGCAAGUGUGGGUAUGGACAAGUGCAUGGAUGUCGACGAUGGAGGAGAGAGUAACGUCGUGGAUCUCGACAGCAAGUCCGAUACUGAUGAGGAUGAUGCAGACCCUAGGAAUGGGUACUAG